AUGGCCUCACAAGCUCAAAAUAUCUAUGAUAAUUCCGCUUUUUUCUUGGCUUACGGAACACUUCCUCGUUCGCAACAUGGUCUACCAGCCGCGCCAGAAUGGCCUGAGCUUCGACACAUGGUAAUCGACAGCAAAUUGCCUUCGAGCAAUUUGGCUCAGAGCCUAGAAGGACAGCGUGUUCUUGAUUUAGGUUGCGGGUAUGGUUGGUUCGCGCGAUGGGCCCGGGACAAUGGCGCUGCUUACGUCAAAGCAGUGGAUAUUUCCCACAAAAUGAUUUGUCGAGCAAAGCAAUUCGAAACCGAUAUCAAGGAGAGUCCCUCUCAUCUCGACUCGAGUUCUAUCGAGGAAAUCACCUUCGAAACAGGAGACAUUGAGUCAAUUACCUUUAGCGAUAACCGAGAAAUGGGGUCUUAUAACCUUGUUUAUAGUUCUCUAACAUUCCAUUAUGUUGAGGAUUUGGCAAGGCUGUAUCGAGAGAUCCAUUGCUCUCUUCGACAACGCGGAAAACUUGUGUUUUCGGUCGAGCACCCUAUAUGUUCGGCGCCUAUUCGCCCAGGACCAAGCUGGAAAACCCUCCAAGAAAACGACCAGGAACGGAAGAUAUGGCCAUUGAAUUGCUAUAGUGACGAAGGGUGGCGGGUGACGAGCUGGCUCGGAGUUGGCGGUAUUAGGAAAUACCAUCGAACUGUGGAAACAUACGUGAAUCUCCUCUUGGAGAGCGGCUUCACCUUGACUGGUUUCAAAGAUUGGGCUCCCUCAGUAGAGGACGUGGCUAAGCACCCCGAGUGGACGGAUGAGAGACAUCGCCCUUAUUUCUUGAUUAUCUCGGCAGAGAAAAACUGA
Molecule: messenger RNA, 843 nt
Organism: Penicillium samsonianum
Lineage: Eukaryota; Fungi; Ascomycota; Eurotiomycetes; Eurotiales; Aspergillaceae
Product: class I SAM-dependent methyltransferase
Exons: 1
Coding region: 1-843 (280 amino acids)
Molecular function (GO): S-adenosylmethionine-dependent methyltransferase activity
Source: RefSeq, a predicted model, not a curated record